Messenger RNA from Bipolaris sorokiniana ND90Pr, 1449 nucleotides. RefSeq lists its product as uncharacterized. The transcript is spliced from 3 exons. The coding region runs from base 90 to 1028 and encodes 312 amino acids. The record is from RefSeq and is a predicted model, not a curated record. NCBI's taxonomy places the organism in Eukaryota, Fungi, Ascomycota, Dothideomycetes, Pleosporales, Pleosporaceae.
UUUCUACGCGACCUGUCUGCGGCACUUCGAAGCUCGAGGAAGAGACAAUAUAAUCGCUUUUAGCUUUUGGCAUUAAUUUCUUGGCAAACAUGAGACCAGCUCGGAUUCUCGCGGCCGUCGUGGCCAUGUCCUCAGUCACGCAUGCCAUCUCGGAUGCCUUUGACAACAUCCACGGUCUGGCUGACGUCAAGGAGGUGCUUUUUGGACGACAAGACAACAACAACAAUAACAAUAACAACAACGACAACAACAACGACAAAAAAUCGUCAGAUGCCCCAGCGAGCACACCGGCCCCCAAGCCCACGGGUGAUAGCAACAACAAUGACAACAAUGACAACAAGAGCGGUGACAACAACGACAACAAGACCAGCAACAACAAUGACAACAAGAGCGGUGACAAUAACGAUAACAAGACCGCAUCCGACCCUAAAGAGACCGGAACACCCACAGGCAAAGCAUCGGGCAGCAAGACCACCAAGAAGCCAACAAAGUCAACAACCUUCGAUCCCCGACUUCCCGCCGGUGGUAUUACCAUGGUCACUCCGGAUGCUCUUGCUGGUUCACAAUACUACAAGGUUGGCGACUACAUCACGUUCGCUUGGAACUACACAUCCCUCUCCGUCACCCCCACAGCCAUCGACGUCCUUGCUUCCUGCACCGCCAACCAAGCUACAUACACCAUCGCUGUCAACAUGUCUUCCGCCGAGACACAGGUGGUAUGGAACACCAAGGAGACCCCAGAGGGCCAGGCACCCUUCUUGACCGAGAACUACAAGCUCCUCAUCUACGACUCCAACUCGACUGCCACGGCACCAGCGCGGGCUGGUUACUUGGGUGCUUUCAGCGGCUUCACCUUUGGCAUGUACCUGCCCCAGCCAUACACCUCCCUCAAGGAUGGCUGGAACUGCCCCAACUGCAACGCCGCCCUGUCUAAUCUCGAACGAAUGACGCUCACAACCAUGCUCUUCACCUGCGGAACAACAGUCGGCUCGCUAGUGUACUUCACAUACCAAUUUGGCUUGUGGUGAUGAAACAAUCCAGUCUGGCUCGACUUCAUCCCGAUUUAGCCUCUCCGCCACACCCCCCUCCAGAGACGCUCAAACGCAAAGACUCGAUCCUUGGUCGCUUACGAUAACGGCAUUCCUUCUUUACGCUUCACUCCUGUCGAUAUAUCUACGUGUACACACAGCGAAUUCUCAUCACUCCUUUAGAUUACUUGUUUUAAAGAAAAAAAUUGGCGGCACCUUGGUGGGUGUUGCAACGGCCGUUGGUCUCGGUUUAUUGUUGUUUUUUGCCUCUCGACCGACUUGCACAAAGCAGACGACAGAGCCAAGGCAGAUCCCCUAGCCGCACUCCUUUAGUCUUUUCUGAGAGGGGAAGCAAAGCUCAGGGUACCCAAGCAUUCGGCGCUGCAAAGGAGUUUUUUUAUUUAGGUUUGUCAUUUAGGAA